AUGGAAAAAGCUAACAAAUUAUCACAGAAACAAGAAAAAUUGGGCAAACAUCUACUAACAAAUUUAAAAAAGGAUUCCGAGUCAAGAAAAAUUGAAGAAAACAUUGAAAAUCGGUUUAGUGAGCUAGAGGAACUAUGGCAAGCAGUACAACAAAAUCAUAUAUUACUAGAAGAUUUAGACAUCCCAAACCAUAAUUAUUUUAAAUGCCUAUACUCUGACCAAAUUAAAUUAAAAUAUGAUAAAGCUAAGCAGUACUUAACAAUGUAUCCAAAAGCCAUAGACGAGAAUCAAAGUCAAUUACCGCAUUUAGAAUGUAAUCAGGAAAACAAAGAACACAAAAUAAAAUUCAAAAAGCAAUUAAUAAAAAUUGAACAAUUAGAUCGACUCAUCCAAAAAGCAGGUCAAGAAAUAUUAGAAGCUAAACUGACAUUCAGGAGUUGGCUUACAACAAACAUCGAUAGAUUAUGGGAAAGUAUUUAG
Molecule: messenger RNA, 480 nt
Organism: Psylliodes chrysocephalus
Lineage: Eukaryota; Metazoa; Arthropoda; Insecta; Coleoptera; Chrysomelidae
Source: the annotation of a GenBank genome assembly